GGUGUAAUUUUGGGGAUCAGCCAGUGCGUCGUUGUUCCGACCCGUCGCAAUCGAACGCUUCUGCAUGACCAAAGCAAACAAGAAAAGGGCGAGCGUAGCCAUUCCGAAGACUAUAAUACGGCGCCUGCCUUGCGAUCUCGACGAUAUCUCACGAUCGGCCUGCGUUGUGUUUGCACAGUGGCGACAAUGACGGCCUUAUGGCUUAACACCCUUCGAAAUUUUCAGCUCUGUCUGCUCUGGAUUCCAGCGUUCGGGUGGAUUCUCAAUUACACGUUUUUCUCAUCUCGCGCAUCAGUAUCUGGGUCUGCUCGAUCAUCCGCGAUUUUGCCCAUUACCAUGCUCAUAGCAGGUUUCAGUCUGUUGAUCGACGGCGGAUCGCGAAUGGAAGCGCUUUGGACAGGGAUAUGGGCAGCGCUACUUAUUGCGGUGACGGACGCGUAUACAACACAUUUCUCGCUCGAAGAAGAUUCAAAUGCGUUGCAGCAAGCUCAAGCUGCCGUACCGUACAUGGCAGGCAUCUCGCUGGUGCUCUCUGUAUUCCAGUGGGGCUUGAUGGAUUCCUCAAACUUUAGCACAUUGGUUAUCGCGAGGAAGGAUUUGUGGGCCGCUUGCGGGACAUUAGGCGGUUGUGCCGCCGUAUGGGCAGUAUCGCUCUAUCUCUCUGCCCAAAUUCAAAUCGGAGGCCACAGCGAAGCCUUUUCGAGUCACGCACAAGCUUUAUGUGUGAUUCUGUACACCUUCUUCAGCCAUGGAACGGGAGUCGCGUCUUCGUAUGACCGAGGGUUGAAAGACGCUUUUGGUUUGCUGCUGGUAGUUCUUGGGAUGGGCAUCGAUAUAUGGGCUAAGAAGCAUCAAAGCCAGGAGAUUAGGUAAGGACGGGCGUGUAAGUCUUGAGGGCUGGCAAGAGUCGUUUUAGACGGCCAUUCAUUCUCGCCAUAGUUCCUUCCCACUCUAAUAUUUGUUCUGUCUCCUUUGGGUUCCGUUUGGAUUACAAUCAACUUCCAGUCUUCCUCGGUCAGCCGCCGCUAUCGAGCGAAAUCGGAAAGUCGGA
Molecule: messenger RNA, 1051 nt
Organism: Fimicolochytrium jonesii
Lineage: Eukaryota; Fungi; Chytridiomycota; Chytridiomycetes; Spizellomycetales; Powellomycetaceae
Exons: 1
Coding region: 187-873 (228 amino acids)
Source: RefSeq, a predicted model, not a curated record